Messenger RNA from Zonotrichia albicollis (white-throated sparrow), 4422 nucleotides. Lineage: Eukaryota; Metazoa; Chordata; Aves; Passeriformes; Passerellidae. The record is from RefSeq and is a predicted model, not a curated record.
GCGCGGGGAGUGGUUAAAUGCUGGUCCUUAUACCUAGAGACAGGCUCAGCACAGUGCUUUGGAAAGGGCAACUGGAGAUGCUCACCUAAACAUCCUCAGGGAAACACUGGCAACUUUUAGUGGGGCUUUUAAUCAAAACAGAGACAAAUAUUAAGUGUACAAGGUCUUUCAAAUGCUCACCUGUGAAAGCAUCUGUGUGGAUACAGAAGCACUUUGCCCAGCCUUAGAGAUCAGCAGGUUAAACUGGUGAGUUUGGGACUUGUCACUGUUGAUGCUGGGUUUGUUCAGAAGAUAGCAAUCUGCUGCCACUAUUCGUUAUUCCAUUAGAUCUGGAAAGUUCCACUUAUCAAAUGGGUGCAGAGGAUCUCCCUACAUGCUCAGCUCUGACCAAGGUUUCCCUUAGGUGAUUUUCAUCAGUGGAAACUUUGCAUUACACAGAACUCUAUACUGGGGUCCCACAUCUGAAAACAUCUUCCGAAGAAGGCUUUGGACUUCACCUUAAGAAAGACAGAUUUCCACUUUAGACACCACGUCAUUUUCCUUCCUGCGAGAAUAACAUGAACCAGAAGGUGUUAGUUUUCCUUCUCCCAAAUUUUUUAUUUGGAAUAUUUCUUUUUGGGUUUUUCUGCAGGAGACAAAAAAACCUAACAGAUGCUUUUUCCAAUCCUACUGAAAAUUGGCUGACAAUUCAAAAUGGUCGGAAAAACACACUGGCUUCUGUCUGCCUGAGGAAUAACCUCAAUAAAUCAAGAAGCAAAUUGGAUUCUCAUGUUGCAAACCAGCUCUUUGUGGAGCACAAACAUAAAUUUAUCUACUGUGAGGUGCCUAAGGUAGGCUGCUCCAACUGGAAGAGAAUUAUUUUUCUUCUUCAAUCAGACUUGAAUGCAGAAGCUUCUGAAAUUGAGCAUGACAACAUCCACCAUACCCAACUAAUCAAAAGGCUGGUGUCCUACCCUCCUGCCUUACAAAAGGAAUUUCUAAGCAAUUACACCAAAGUGAUGUUCACCAGACAUCCCUUGGAACGGCUGGUUUCAGCUUACAGAGACAAACUCCUGCACUCUGAACCAUUCUACAGUACCACUAUUGCUAAUGAGAUCAGGGCAAUGUUCAGGAAAAAUAAAAAUUCUUCUGAAAAAGUGAGUUUCCAGGAAUUUGUCAACUUCAUUAUGGCAAAACCACCACAUACUCUUGACAUUCACUGGAAACCAAUGUUUCUGCUCUGUGAUCCUUGCAACAUUCACUAUGAUAUUGUGGGUAAGUAUGAAACUCUUGGCUUGGACUCUGAGCAUGUUCUGAAGGUCAUUGGUGCACCAGAGAGCCUGCAAUACCCCAGCUUGAAGAGAUACAGCUCAGAGAAACGAACUGAUGGUGAUAUCACCUUAGAAUACCUCAGACAACUGACCUCAGAACAGAUUGAGAAGAUAAAAAAAUUGUAUGAAAUGGAUUUUUUUUUGUUCAACUAUACUACAAAAUACGAGGAUUAUUUUUCCCUCAAUGACUAAUGUAGGUUAAACAAAGAGAAGUGUCCUUUGUACAAAAUGGGCAGAACUUGUCCUCACCAGUGCUUGAUUGAUGGGUUGGUGACUGCUGCUGAGAUUAUCCUGGAGUUUGUAUAUAUGGUUUAUCAUUGUAAGCACCCUUAUAUAAAAUCCCUGCCAUGAUCUCUUGUUCCGUGCAGACCUUUCCCUAUAAAAAUGAUUGUCUUCCUAUUGAUCUUUAACAGCAUAUGUUGAUUUCAUGAAAAAUGUUCAUAAGUGAUAGAUUUUGGUCCAUUGGUAAAAGACACAGGAAGGAUUAAGAAUGUUGCAUUUCACAAUUGAUAUUUUAGAACACCAGUUUUACUUGUUUUUUUUAAUUAGAAAAUUUGCAUAAGAAGCAAUAAAUUAUCUGCUUGAGAGUUAAACCUCUUCGCAAGAGCCUCGAUCAUAAAUGCUGUAGGAAAGGAGCAAAUACCUUCAGAUGCUUGAAGCUGCAUUACACAGAACCUAAUGCUAGGAUAUCUACCUAUCUAGCAGUGCUCUGAUCACACCCAUCAGCCUCAUCCCACAAGCAGCACAGUUGUCAGCAUCUUAAAACUCUUCUGAUGCACAGAUCUGGCAUUCGUGGUGACCUUACAAACUCUUUUCACCCAUUUUGUAAUCAUUUUAGCAGAAGGUCUGAAAAAUGCAUUGGAGUUUCUUUAGAGAAGUAGUUAGAGAUACCUUCAAAACUGUUCAGCUGGGGUGGUGCAAGAUCUAAAAUCUCAGUGGAAAAGUGAUUAUUAUUUAUUCUCCAAAAGCACUUAACACCCAGUCAAUGGACAGGCCAGUCAGUGCAGUGGGGACAAUGUUUGGGCUUUCCCAUUUGUACUGCUGGAAUCCACAAGCCCCUGGGACUUACCUGAGCAUGGCACUCGGGAGGAGCUGUAACCUUAGAUAAUAUUUUUGUUCUACUUGUUGCUUUCUCACAUUGCAGGAGAAUGACUAAAAUAAAUUGUGAGUUAUGGUGAGGGGAACAAGGAAACAUGAGAGAAGCAACUCAAACCAUUACCCUCUUUUUAUAUUCCUUCUUAUAUAGGUGGCUUUGGUUUGAGAUCACUGAGGGGCCUAUAACUGCUAUUUUAUUAAACAAGAAAUUUUCCCCUUUUAAAAAAAUUGUACGUCAAGUUCAAUUAUUAAUUUGUGACCAUAUUAAUUGUAACAAAUUUUAGCAACUAAUUGUGACUAUUGGCACCACCUCUAGGGGAUGUCAGUCUCUCAGCAGCUAACUUGACAAUCUCUCAAAUGCACUUAGUUCCUUUCAGCUAAAUCUGCAGAUGCUUAAAGGCUGGCAGACUGGUCUUGGACCCAAAGCUGGCUCUCAGCUUCUCAUUACACAGAAAAGGACAGAUGCAAAAUAAGUUAACCACAGAAUAGUUACCAAUCUGUACAGCCUUUGCUGCCAGGAGCAUGGGCAAGGGAGAGGGAAAAGAAGACUGUGAAAAAUUGACACAAUGGGGUUUAACUUAUGAGGGUUUGGAGGAGCCCUCCCAGUUCAGGAAGUGAGUUGCAGGAAUUAUCUGCUCCAGUGGGAAGGUGCAGCAACACACAACAUCAGCUGGAGACAGUGAUCAGGCCACAGCAGCAGGAGAGGCCCAGAAGGAAAUGCUUUCUAUGCCCCUUGCCAGCAGAUGGUACACAAGCCAGGACUAGCAUUCUGUACAUCUGGCAGGUCUUGCCUGGCUGACUGUUUCCUAAAUGGAGCACCUUUGGCACAGGGAGAGAUUCGAAGUGAGAAGACCAAGCAAGAACAGCAAAACAAGUUGGAAAAAAAAAAAAAGUUAUGAUUUUAUGCAGAAUGAUUCAUAUUUCUGGAUCUUACCCUCACCAUCACCAUAUUUGGUGUCCCCAUAAACCUGCUAUCCCCUGAUAUCGGAUUGUUCAUGCUGCCCUGGCAACUCUGUAGCUCAUGUAGGUUUUUCUUUUUCUUCACUUGUUAGUCUUGUUUAGUCAAAGGAAGCUGGAAAUUACUCCCAUCAAAGUUAAGGCUGUGCAGAAGGAUGCAGUCUCUCUUUCCUGAAACAGAGCUACAUGCUUCAGAUCAUGCAGAAGUGGAGGGGAAUAAGAUUUGCUUCAUAACCCACUUCUACAUGAGAGAUCUCUCCAGAGCUAUAUCUGAAGCUGUAAGAAUAUCUAAAAAUUAAUGAGUGCUCUGGCAACCUCAUCCAGCCUAGGAAAGCUCUGAAGAAAUGAUACUGACAGAGUUUUAUAGAUGUCUUUGCUAUCAGCACUCAGUGUUAACACCCCCCUCCAGUUUCUUGCUGUUAGAUGUGAGUGGCUUUCUAUUCUUAUUUUCUCUUUCACAGGUUCACAUUUUGUUCCUACAGUGGUUGCAGAAAAAUGAUGGCUAAUUCAUUCAUCACAAGCAUUAGUCAGUAGCAGAAGGGUAUCUAUUAAAGCAGAAAAAUCUCUGUAACUAUUCACAGCAGGCUUUGAGUUUUGCCAUUUGCCUACAGUGAACUGCAAGUAGCACAUGCCUCAGCUCACUGGCUGCUGCAAUGCUGUUUAGCUGAUGUGGGUCUGAACAAAAAAAAAAGCAGCAGAGGACAUAUGUACGUGUAUGUGUCCAUAUAACAGGGUGUACUGUCCUUCCUACAAGUGCACUGUCCAGAAUAAGGCUCUAAGCUGAGCUAGGAUCCCUCCUGACUUUUGCUCAGAGAAUAACCCUCAGUGGAGCUUCUUUCCUUUGCUAACCCUUUGUGGUGUGUUCCUGGGAGGAAAAUGGAUUCUUGCAGUUGGGAGCAAAGGUGGAGGCAGUGUGGUGAGGCUCUGGCCCUGGGGAGGAUUUGAAUGGGGAGGGAGUGCCAUAAUUCAUCUUUUGAUUUAUUGUUAUAUGCCUGAAAUAUGAUCAUUGCAAUGUUCAUUUCUGAUUACCUUAAUAAACUGUAGAGAGUUAACACAUUAA